UGUAGCUCUCUCCCGAGCUAUAUUCUUGAUCCGUGGGUAUGGAACUCAAGAAAUAAGUACCAUUGACAUCGCAAUGGAGCUCAUCCACGAAACUGGGCAUCUAUCUCUCGAAGUGAUAGAGAUCGUGUUGGAUUGGAUUCGGGCCUUGCUCGACCUUAUAGACAAUUAUCACAAGGUACUCCAUUGCACGGCCGAGGCGAUUGUGUCCUACACGCAGGCUUCUCUUACAGUUCCAUUCCAGCAAAACGAUCGAAUCGCGUGCUCGAAUCAUAAUCUUUUUUUCCGGGCAAACAGUCAUUGUCCGCCCCAGCUUUGUAAAGCCAUUUCGAAGUUCUUGUCUCUCUUUUCCUCUGGCAGGCUACACGAUAAAUCGACUUGAU
Molecule: messenger RNA, 380 nt
Organism: Selaginella moellendorffii
Lineage: Eukaryota; Viridiplantae; Streptophyta; Lycopodiopsida; Selaginellales; Selaginellaceae
Exons: 2
Coding region: 74-379 (101 amino acids)
Source: RefSeq, a predicted model, not a curated record